Messenger RNA from Lolium rigidum, 1224 nucleotides. Its product is annotated as alpha-galactosidase 2-like. The transcript is spliced from 15 exons. The coding region runs from base 1 to 1224 and encodes 407 amino acids. NCBI's taxonomy places the organism in Eukaryota, Viridiplantae, Streptophyta, Magnoliopsida, Poales, Poaceae. Gene Ontology annotation, biological process: carbohydrate metabolic process. Gene Ontology annotation, molecular function: hydrolase activity, hydrolyzing O-glycosyl compounds. The record is from RefSeq and is a predicted model, not a curated record.
AUGGCGGAGAUCAAUCGUUGCGGCGCUGCUCUCCUGCCACUCGCCGUCGCGCUAAUCGGCUGCAGCCUCGUCACCGCCGGCGCCGUGACGGGCGGCGGCAGCGCCCGCCGCCUCCUCGUCGACAACGGGCUCGCGCGGACGCCACAGAUGGGAUGGAACAGCUGGAACCAUUUCGGCUGCGACAUCAACGAGACGGUCAUCAGGAGCACCGUUGACGCGCUCGUCUCCUCCGGCCUCACAAGCGCAGGAUACACAUACGUCAACCUGGAUGAUUGCUGGGCAGAUAACCAACGGACCAAAGAGGGUUACAUGGCUGCUAAUCCGGACAGAUUUCCGUCGGGGAUUAAGGCCCUCACAGACUAUGUGCACAGUAAGGGGCUUAAGCUAGGCCUGUACUCUUCAGCCGGGACGAGAACUUGCAGCAACAGGAUGCCAGGAUCCCUGGGUCACGAGGACACCGACGCUAAGACCUUUGCCUCAUGGGGCGUGGAUUACUUGAAGUACGACAACUGUUACCGUGAUGACUCAAACGAGCUUGUCAGAUUUCCCAGAAUGUCUCACGCAUUGCGGAACUCCGGCCGUCCCAUCUUCUACUCACUGUGUGAAUGGGGCUACAUGGACGUGGCAACAUGGGGUGGCUCAUACGGGAACAGCUGGAGGACAACCGGCGACAUCAAUGACACAUGGACAAGCAUACUGAGUAACAUCGAUCAGAACGAUGCCUACGCCAAGUACGCAAAGCCAGGAGGCUGGAACGAUCCUGAUAUGCUCGAGGUCGGCAAUGGCGGAUUAACACACGACGAGUACAUCGUACACUUCAGCUUGUGGGCCAUUGCCAAGGCUCCUUUGAUAAUCGGCUGUGAUGUGACGAGCAUCUCCAAGGAUACUUUGGGGAUAUUAUCCAAUCCAGAAGUCAUCGCGAUUAACCAAGAUCGUUCUGGUAUCCAGGGAAGGAGAGUGAGGAAGUAUGACAAUGAAAUCGAGGUAUGGGCAGGGCGGCUCUCGGGACACAGGAAGGCGGUGCUGCUGCUGAACCGAGGUGCUACAAGCAGACGGUCGAUCACCGUGACGUGGGCAGACGUCGGGCUCCGGCGAGGUGUGGCCGCUGAGGCUAGGGACGUCUGGAAGCACGAGACGCUCCCGGGCAGGUUCGCUGGCAGGCUGACGGCGGAGGUCGGGCCGCACUCGUGCAAGCUCUUCAUCCUGACGCCGGUCGGCCGGUGA